Anopheles nili is the source of this 1938-nucleotide messenger RNA. RefSeq names its product protein real-time (gene retm). NCBI's taxonomy places the organism in Eukaryota, Metazoa, Arthropoda, Insecta, Diptera, Culicidae. The record is from RefSeq and is a predicted model, not a curated record. Gene Ontology annotation, cellular component: cytoplasm. Bases 1 to 1938 code for a protein of 645 amino acids. The transcript has 8 exons.
AUGGUGCAAAAGUAUGAGUCUCCCGUCCGGAUCUACAAAUAUCCUUUCGAGCUGGUGGUGGCGGCAUACGAGCGCCGCUUUCCAACAUGCCCGCAAAUGCCGAUCGUCCUGGAUUGUGAGGUGAUCGAGGACAGCGUGUACGAGAAUGGAUCGCGCCGGGACACGAAACGUCGCUGCAAGAUCGCGGUUGAGGCACCGUACCUCAUCAAGAAGAUCAUCGGUGUCGACGUGGUGUUCUUCAUCCAGAAGAACUUUCUUGACAUGAAGACGCGCACGUUGAACAUUGAGGCGACGAAUGAGUCGUUUGCAACGCGUGUGGAAAUCUUUGAGAAAUGCCGGUACUAUGCUCACCCGGAAAACCCAGACUGGACGUGCUUCGACCAGACGGCAACGCUUGACAUCAAGAACUUCUUUGGGAUUGAGCACUCGAUGGAGAAGAUGGGCAUGAAGCAGUACACGCAGACGACCCUUAAGGGCAAGGAAAUCAUCGAGUACUUCGUGAACGAACUGAAGCUGGAGGGCAUCACGCAUGUAGACAGAUGGGAAGCCGACACAACGGUUAGCUUGGCAAACGCGUCAUCGACCACCACGGUGCUGGCAGAGAAACCGCCACUCUGUCGCGAUAAUUCCAUCCUAGACGCGGAUUACAUCGCCAAAUAUCUCGGCCAAUUAACGCCCCUGCAAGAGUCGAAGCUCGUGCAGUUGCGCAAACGCUUCGAGCAGACGCCCUCGGAACACCCGGAACCGGACUACCAGACGUUGUUGCGGUUUUUGCGAGCGCGCGAUUUUAGCAUCGACAAGGCGACGGCCAUGUUGCAGGAGUCGCUUCAAUGGCGCAAGGAGCACCGGAUCGACGACAUCCUGGGCGAGUACAAAACGCCGGUUGUGGUGGAAAAGUACUUUCCCGGUGGUUGGCACCAUCACGAUAAGGACGGACGACCGUUGUACAUCCUGCGGCUUGGCACGAUGGACGUCAAAGGGUUGCUGAAGUCGGUCGGUGAAGAUGAGCUGCUAAAAUUGACGCUGCACAUCUGCGAGGAAGGCUUGAAACUGAUGAAGGAGGCCACGAAGCUGUUUGGCAAGCCAAUCUGGAACUGGUGCCUGCUGGUUGACCUGGAUGGGCUGUCGAUGCGGCAUCUGUGGCGUCCGGGUGUGAAGGCUCUGCUGCGCAUUAUUGAAACGGUCGAGAAAAACUACCCCGAAACGAUGGGCCGCGUGUUGAUCGUGCGAGCACCCCGUGUAUUCCCUGUCCUGUGGACCAUCGUUAGCGCAUUCAUCGAUGAAAAUACUCGCUCCAAGUUUCUGUUCUUUGGCGGUCCGGAUUGCAUGCACGCGGAGGACGGUCUCGAGCAGUACAUCGAUACGGAUAAGAUCCCGAGCUUUUUGGGAGGCUCUUGCAAUACGUUAAUCCAUGAAGGGGGUCUAGUUCCGAAGCAUCUCUACAAAUCGGAAUCGAUCGAGGAAAGCAACGGUGCCGUACAAUCGCACGAUCAUCACGGACUCUACAAAUCGGUUGACCUCAAGCCCGGCCAGCUGUUCGAGCUACUCAUUUACAACACCGACCCGAAGAGUGUCCUCACGUGGGACUUUGAGGUGCUGAAGUAUGAUGCACUUUUCGCGGUUUAUCACACGGACACAGAGCUGGAGCAGCGAGGAAACGAUAACUUUUCCUCUGUGUUCGAUGCGCCGGAGUAUAAAGAAGGGCUCAACUAUAAGAAAAUUGAACAGAGCGUCAAAUGCCGCCCGAAGGAAGGAGUUCAGGGGUCACACGAAAUGGCAUCCACUGGCACGUACGUCCUGCAAUGGAUGUGUCCCCCGUCCUGCGAUGGACCAGCUCAAUUGAUGUAUUUCCACGAAAUCCUCAGCUCAGCAAACUACAAAGGCUCGAUGACUAGUCUGCAGUCAGGAUUCUCCUCGAACAGCUUACAAUCGCGAUGA